AUGCCUGUUCUGCUCGCUCUCCACAGCUCCUCCGACACCUUCACGACGCACGACCAGCAGUACUCGACGGGGACCCUCGAAGCAGCGCCGAAUGCGCGGUCGGAGCUGAUCGACAUCCUGCUCGAGCUGCAGAAGCACGCCGUCAACCACGUCAACCUGUCCCGUCUGCAACUCGCGCUGCAGGGCCUGCGCCAGGAACCCGGGCACGAGAACGUGCGCGUCGCGAUCCUCGCCCUGGCGGACGGCGCAGGUGAACCCGGGAAGACGGCGAGGGAGCUCUUGAGGGUGCUGCUCGCGGACCCGCUGGGCGACGAGGCGGAGUGGGAGAGGGCCGUGAAGGGCCAUGACACGACGCAGCCGCUUGUCGUGCGGGUCGGCGAGGCCAAGGGCGACGAGGGGAAGGGCACUACGCUGACGAUAUCCAAGACGAAUCUGCUGCACGAGCUGGAUGUGUCGUCGCCUGCGUUGAAUGGGUGCGGGGUGGAGCUGCUGCUGAUGGAGGUGAAUCCUCUCUCUGCGGGAGCGGCGGCGGCUGGGCAGGCGGCGGCCGUGAUGGAUGUGGAGCAGGCUGUUUUGGUGCCGACUGUUGAUAUCCAGUCGAGCUCGGGGCGGUACACCCCUGUGACUACGCCGGUGCACAAGGCUAUUGUCGUGUCGGAGGGGAUCAUGGGCGCUGCGACGGUGGCGGCGUUGCCGUUGGCGGCGUACCGUGAUUCCGUCCUCGCGGCGGUCAACUUACCAAAGUACCCGGUUGAGGAGGGCGAGCAGCUUGCGUUCCAGCCCAUUGACGUGAGUGUAGGCAGCAAGGGUCUCGAUCGCAUCCGAGAGAACAUUGGCAACGCGAUGGAGUAUGAGCGUGCGUGGUACAAGAGCAAUGUGCCCGCCAUUGUCGAGUGGCUGAAGGCUGGGGUGGAGAACAACCCGGCAGGGGCCACGAAGCCGGUCGUGAAGACACACAUCGCUUCUCUACUGCGCAACGCUCUCGCGGGGAUUGAGGCCGAGCAGGGGCGCCUUACGUCUGGACGGCUAUCAGCAGAGGUUGCCUCGCCCAAGUUGGCAGUUAUGAACGAUCGAUUGGCGGAGUGGUCACAAUUCGCGCACGAGGAGCUGCAGCAGCAGCUCGACCUCGCGUUCGCAGGGACAAGGUGGCGCAAGCUAGGCUGGUGGAAGCUAUUCUGGCGCGUGGACGACGUCGGCGUCCUCACUUCCGACAUGCUCAACCAGCGGUUCCUCCCUGGCGCUGAGCGCGAGCUCGUCUUCCUCGCCGGCCGCAUCGCCGAGUCUGGCGUCGUGCCCGCCCUUGAGGCGCCCACCUACACCCAGCCAACAUCUGAACUGCAGCCGCAGCCGGAGACCAAGACAAUCACGAAAAUCACGAGCCGCACACCCAAGUGGCCCACGCACAUCUCCUUCACCCGCCGCUACCUCCAUGAGGAGACGGUCCCCGCGCUGCAGGCCCUCGCGCAGAAGCUCGUACUGCAGGCAUCGAGCACCUCGGCCCUCACCGGCGCGCUCUCGGGCCUGCUCUACGUCUCGCAGUACGCGGGGUCGAUCUACGAGGCGGGCGCCGUGGCCGCGCUCGGCAUCAUGUGGAGCCUGCGCAACCUGCAGAAGAAGUGGGAGACGGCGCGGACGUACUGGGAGGGCGAGGUGCGCGAGGAGGGCCGCAAGGCGGUCAGGGCGGUCGAGCAGAGCGUUGUCGAAUCGCUGGACACGCCGAGAGAUACGCCGAUCGAGGGCGAGGAGGAGCUGCGCAAGGCCAAGGAGCUGGUAGAGAAGGCCGAGGACGCGCUGAAGCGUCUCGAGUAA
Molecule: messenger RNA, 1809 nt
Organism: Colletotrichum chrysophilum
Lineage: Eukaryota; Fungi; Ascomycota; Sordariomycetes; Glomerellales; Glomerellaceae
Exons: 2
Coding region: 1-1809 (602 amino acids)
Source: RefSeq, a predicted model, not a curated record